Rattus rattus (black rat) is the source of this 524-nucleotide messenger RNA. It is a transcript of the gene Myl2, whose product is annotated as myosin light chain 2. Gene Ontology annotation, cellular component: cytoplasm; myofibril. Gene Ontology annotation, biological process: cardiac muscle contraction; heart development; muscle cell fate specification. Lineage: Eukaryota; Metazoa; Chordata; Mammalia; Rodentia; Muridae. The transcript has 7 exons. The record is from RefSeq and is a predicted model, not a curated record. Gene Ontology annotation, molecular function: calcium ion binding. The coding region runs from base 17 to 517 and encodes 166 amino acids.
GCCAGCCUCAGACACCAUGUCGCCGAAGAAAGCCAAGAAGCGGUUAGAGGGCGGAAGCUCCAACGUGUUCUCCAUGUUUGAGCAGACCCAGAUCCAGGAGUUCAAGGAGGCCUUCACAAUCAUGGACCAGAACAGAGACGGCUUCAUUGACAAGAACGACCUAAGGGACACGUUUGCUGCCCUCGGACGAGUGAACGUGAAAAACGAAGAGAUCGAUGAGAUGAUCAAAGAGGCUCCAGGUCCAAUUAACUUCACCGUGUUCCUCACCAUGUUUGGGGAGAAACUUAAAGGAGCUGACCCGGAGGAGACCAUUCUCAACGCCUUCAAGGUGUUUGACCCCGAAGGCAAAGGGUCGCUGAAGGCCGACUAUGUCCGGGAGAUGCUGACCACGCAAGCAGAGAGGUUCUCCAAAGAAGAGAUCGACCAGAUGUUCGCAGCUUUUCCCCCUGACGUCACCGGCAACCUUGAUUAUAAGAAUUUGGUUCACAUCAUCACCCACGGAGAAGAGAAGGACUGAGCCCUGA